CAUCUUGGCCGUUCGCUGUAGAGCCCCAAAAUAUCACAUAGGCCUAACUCUUAGCAGUUCGUAAACAAUAAGUAACGAGUGGCGUGGAAUAUAUUUGGUUGAAAACUUCAAAUCAUCGAUUAUGAAAAUUGAGAGGAAAAGGAGUGGAUGCAAAGAAAUAAAAUAACUAGAUGUUUGGCUGCUUAGCCUCUCUCUGGUUUGUGAGGUUAUAAUUUGGAGAAACUGGGAUAUUUCUCAAGAGACUUCCAGUUAAUUCCUACUUUCAGAAUUUGUGGAUAAUUACUUGGGUCAUUUUUACAUUGAGAUGUUUUACAAAAGACAUAUAUUCUUGAGGAAUAAGUUGUGAAAUAUAAUUGCUUGAACUUUGGGUUGGACUGUUCUAAGGACAUCUUAAAUUCAACAAAAAGGUAUACACCCCAGUCUCUUCGGGCUUUUUUUUUUUUUUUUUUUUUUUUUUUUUUUUUUUUUUGGGAAGGAAGACAUAAACAGACAUGAGUGCAGCCAGAACAGAGAACCCAGUUAUUCUGGGCUUGACAAACCAAAAUGGCCAGAAGAGAGGCUCUGCAAAGCCAACAGGGGGACCUGGUGGAGGUGGCAGUGGAUCUCAAACAACACAGCCUGCCCAGAUUAAAGCUUCCAGCACAGUCAACAAUGGCAACUCCCUGCCUGUGCCCACAGCAAACACUGUCAUCAAACCUGUGGAUGACUGGAAAAAGAAUUUAAAGCUUCCCCCAAAGGAUAUGCGUAUGAAAACUUCUGAUGUAACUGCUACCAAAGGGAAUGAAUUUGAAGAUUACUGCCUGAAGCGGGAGUUGUUAAUGGGCAUUUUUGAAAUGGGCUGGGAAAAACCAUCACCUAUCCAGGAGGAGAGCAUUCCCAUUGCGUUGUCUGGGAGGGACAUUCUGGCUAGAGCCAAGAAUGGCACAGGAAAGAGUGGUGCCUACCUCAUUCCCUUACUUGAACGUAUUGAUCUGAAGAAAGACUGCAUACAAGCACUGGUCAUUGUCCCCACCAGAGAACUGGCUCUGCAGGUGAGCCAGAUCUGCAUCCAGGUCAGCAAACACAUGGGUGGGGUUAAGGUCAUGGCAACCACAGGUGGAACCAACCUCCGUGAUGACAUUAUGCGGCUUGAUGAGACUGUGCAUGUUGUUAUUGCCACUCCUGGAAGAGUGUUGGAUCUCAUCAAAAAAGGGGUAGCCAAAGUUGGCCAGGUGCAGAUGAUCGUGUUGGAUGAAGCAGACAAGCUCCUAUCUCAGGACUUUGUGCAGAUGAUGGAGGAAAUUCUGAGCUUCUUGCCCAAGCAAAGGCAAAUUCUGCUGUAUUCUGCAACUUUCCCACUGAGUGUACAAAAGUUCAUGAAUGCCCAUCUGCAGAAGCCUUAUGAGAUAAACCUGAUGGAGGAGCUGACCCUGAAGGGUGUGACCCAAUAUUAUGCGUAUGUGACUGAAAGGCAGAAAGUCCAUUGCCUUAAUACACUUUUCUCUAGGCUCCAGAUUAAUCAGUCUAUAAUCUUCUGCAACUCAUCCCAACGAGUGGAGCUCCUGGCCAAGAAAAUCUCCCAGCUAGGUUAUUCCUGUUUCUACAUUCAUGCCAAGAUGAGACAGGAACACAGGAACCGCGUGUUCCAUGAUUUCAGAAAUGGUUUGUGCCGAAAUCUUGUCUGCACAGAUUUGUUUACGAGAGGAAUUGACAUUCAGGCUGUGAAUGUGGUGAUCAACUUUGAUUUUCCCAAACUUGGGGAGACAUAUCUUCAUCGUAUUGGCAGAUCUGGUCGUUUUGGGCACUUGGGUCUAGCUAUUAACCUGAUCACCUAUGAUGACCGCUUUAACCUGAAGGGCAUUGAAGAGCAGCUGGGCACAGAGAUCAAGCCUAUUCCUAGCAGCAUUGAUAAGAGCCUGUAUGUGGCAGAGUAUCACAGUGAGAGCGCUGAGGAGGUCAAACUGUGAGCAAGAGAGAUCACCAAGCCCCCAGCCACCACCCCACACUGUCUUUAUUUCUCCACAUUUUUGUCCCUUCUCUUUAUUUUUAUUUUGUCGUCUUCCUAUUUUUGUGCCACUGUGAGGAAUUUCUUUGAAACAGGACAAGAAUGGAGGAAAAAAUGUCAUGGCCCUUAAAAGGACUGCUGCAUCAUAUAACAUUCUGAAGAUUCUAAAGCACUUGUGAGAGAAGGGUAGAAGAGGAUGUUUGAAGCUAAUUAUCCUAUUUAUUGAUUGUGACUACUUUUCACCUAAAUGAACAUCACCCACUAGCCCUCAGACCCAGCUUUUUCCAUCCAGCACCUCUUUUUCAUGUAUUUGGUUAUUUGUAUGAAGUGCCUUAACAAGCAGUCGAACUUUGUUCAAAGUAAUAAUGUUUUUCUCCAGACCUUGCCCUUCUCAUCGGUCACCUGUUAUUUUGUUGCUCUUUGUUUACUUUUCAUUUUUACGUUUUCAGGAGAAAUCAUUAUACACCCCUGGUGUGUCGUGCUGUUUUGUUUGUUUUUUGGGGGGAAAUAGACCAAGUAGAUUUUGUGGACGGAAAGAGCUGCCUCCAAUACAUAUGUAAGGUGUGCAAAAGUGGCCUUUCCUCUCAAACUGGGUAUUAUGAUUUUUGUGAUGAAAGUGGGACUUGGAUGUUUUCUCAGCAUCUUUCAUGUGCCCCUAAAAUGGCUCAAGUGGCAUUUUCAUUUGUUGUCAUGGAACAUGUGCUUCUAGACACUGACUCUUUCCAUUUUUCUUCAGUGCUCCAAUAUGACUAGAGCCUUGCUCAGAGACUCAAGCCAGCCUUUCCCUCCUGCUGUGAUUCCUCUGCCGGAUAAAUGUGGAAAUAUUGGAACUCCCCCCCCCCCCCCCCCAAUUGUUCCAUUGCAGUUCUCGUUCAUUUUGGGUGGCUACACAUUGUCAUAGAUGUGCCAUUGAAAUCAAUUUUGGCACAAUGUAAACUUUUGUAAAUACUUUCAUUUCAUUUUUAAUGGAUCUUUUAUAAAACAAGCUAAAAGGCUGGAGGGUUAUGUAAGAAACCUCAAAGAUGCAGGAUUCUGUCAGCACUGGAUGGCAUCUCCUUUCCCUUUCCUGAUUCUGUCUAGCUGUCACCUUUUUUUUUUGGUGAUUUAAAAAUCAAGAAGGCUUAAAACUUGAAGUGAUGUCAGAUCUUUUGUUAUAAAAAUGGGAUUCCAGAUUUAUUUUUGGAAGUAUUGGCCAAGUUUAGUUACUGUGCACAGUUCAAAGCUUCCCCCCCCCCCCCAUUAAACCUCUACCAGUGGUGUUAUGGGCACCUCAUCUUGGUGUUAGUAGCUUAUCUAGAUUACCUGCUCUCCAGCCUUUGCUUGUUCCACUGACUUACAAAGCACUCGUUGGGUCCCUGUUCAUGGUGACUCACAUGUGAGAGAAAAUAUUUGCAUCAUGUAGUAAUGCUUGUUGCUGCAGUGCAGCUUUAAUUGGCUAGCUGUGGGGUGGGUGGGGUCAACUUGUGAAUGGUGUAGGAAACUGUUACACUGAUGUUCACUGCCAUUGGCCCUGGUACAUGAUGCUUUCAGAUGGGGGGGGGUCAGGGAGUGGGGGUUUUGAGGGAUUGGGGGGAUUAGGUGCAGUGCUAUAGUCUGCCAUUCUAAGGUAAAUGCAAAUAGUCCAAAUAUGGGGAUUGAUGAAUGUAGCUCUCAAAGAAACGGGUCUUGCAUUCGGGCCCCCCCGUCAAUUUUUCUUUAAUCCAAUUUUCUCAAAUAAACUGCAGAGCUAAACUUUUACCUUUUUGUCCUGCACUAAACUUGGGACUUGUGUUUUGGGAUUUGGCAAUAGUACUGCACAAUAGCCUGCUAGGGGCUGAAGAGGUGUUUAGGGGUGGGGGAGUGUUCUGAAAAUGGGAGAAUGCUGAUAACCAAAUGUUUGUUCAUUUUCUGUAUUGAGAGGUUUUAAUGACCCUCCUUUAACACUAAAAGAAUUAUAGGUAAACAGCAUUUUUGUGGUUUGUUUAGAAGACCUGAAUUUGUGUUCCCAUUUGAAGGCUAAGAGUACUUGCUGGGUUGGGGUUCUUGUAGGGUUUGGAAUGGGGAAUAACUGGUAUUUGUAUCCCAAUUGUCACUAACUGCUGACAGCAUCAGGUUGUCUGCAUGACAUUGGGAAUUCCUAGUAAAUAAAUAAACAUGAGACGUUUUCUUUCUUUGGUGGAUCAACUUUGUCUACUAUGGGAUGCUGCAAAAG
Ictalurus furcatus (blue catfish) is the source of this 4175-nucleotide messenger RNA. It is a transcript of the gene ddx6, whose product is annotated as DEAD (Asp-Glu-Ala-Asp) box helicase 6. Gene Ontology annotation, biological process: cytoplasmic stress granule assembly; P-body assembly. Gene Ontology annotation, cellular component: P-body; cytoplasmic stress granule. The coding region runs from base 492 to 1946 and encodes 484 amino acids. Gene Ontology annotation, molecular function: mRNA binding; ATP binding; RNA helicase activity. The transcript is spliced from 14 exons. The record is from RefSeq and is a predicted model, not a curated record. NCBI's taxonomy places the organism in Eukaryota, Metazoa, Chordata, Actinopteri, Siluriformes, Ictaluridae.